AGGCGUAUCCAUGCAUAUAUGUAUUUCUCUUCCUCUCGUUAUUCCUAUCCAUGGGUACAUCUCUGUCGCAUCAAGAGGAGCUAUUCCUCCACCGGCAGUGGCCAGAGCUGCUGCAAGAUGCCAUGACAGCUGAUCAGGAAGCGCACGCAGCAGCUUCCUCCUACGACGCAGAGAACACACACGACGGUGACGAAAACGCAGAGGGCGAUGGCACACGUCCACGCGAACCGGCAGCCACACCCAAUUCAACAACGAAGAAGACGAAGAAGGGGGAUUUUCACCUUUCUUUUCAGGAGUGGCAGGCGUUCUUGUCGGUGCUGGAGCAAAGAGAGCCCAGCAGCGCCCCCUCCGACGUCGCCGCUCGUCUGACCGCCUCGCAGCUGCACGUACCGGUGGCGGCAUUGAUGGUGCACCUGUGUGCGUGGUGGCGCAACGCCAUCUCGACCGCGGUGCUGCGCGAGCGCGUAGAGCAGCUGGUACAUCUCGUUCACGACAUCCAACACGGGGAGCUCGACGGCGUGCCGAAGGACGAGCGAGAGGGCACUGCUGAUGGAGGCGGCAGUGCGAAUGAAAGCUCAGAGCAGGGCGAAACCGACGCCGGACCUGCGAGCCGCCGAGCUCGACUGGCGCGGUUUGUGAUGAAGAAAGUUGUGGACAAGGCGAGGCACCGUGCGCCUCCAGCUUCAUCGUCCGGCCGUGUCGACGGCGCGCCGCCGCAGCUGCUGCUGCUGGACGCCUUUGUUGAUUUGACCUGUCUUGUGCAACAGUUGCUGUCCCAGGAAACUCCCAAUGCGCAGACGAUAGACGACUCUCAAGGCGACAGAGUCGGCGUAUCGCCCACAAGCGCGCACGCGUGGGAGACGUUUGACCUCUAUGAGCAGAAAAUGAGCGAUAAGGACGCUCUCCAGAAGCGCCCCGUGCUGGCGGUGGUGAUGGUGCUCGCCUUCGCCAUCUCUGCCUCAAGGAUGCAGUCGCAGCCGCAACUUGCACUUCGUGCGCUCACACACGUAGAAGCGCUGCAGGCUUUACUUUUUAGCAGUAGCGGCGGCAAAAACUCCCUAAACGGAGAUCAACUCGCCGCAGCAACAACGGGAGCGGCAACGGCAUCUGCGCCGCUCGUGGCGCUGUGGCCGGUGUUCGGUGAGGUGGAGGUGGCUCUCGCGCACCGCCAGCACGAGGCGGACGUCCUGCGCUGCCUGUCGAGUGACGGAGACGCCUUGUUCAGCACACUGCGGCAGAUGCGCGAGAAGCGAGAAAUGCUACGCAGCGCCGCCGCACCGUCGGCGUCCGCACCUGCCCUGUCUGCGAAUGAGCGGUGGACCGGCGGGGCCUCGCAGUACAUCGGGCAGCGGCAUAUCUGGACGCAGCUGCGUUCGCACUUCCUGUCUGCCGGCGUGUUCGACGCAGACAAACCGACGGUGUUAGUCUUCUUCGGCCCGUCGGGCUACGGCAAGUCGGAGCUGGCGAAGCGCGUGGCAAGCGUGUUGCACGAAUGCCCCAUGUCCGAGCUGGAGUCGUCCGGGAAGAUGGUGUACAUUCACAUGCCGUCGUUCUGCACCAAGGACAGCAUCUACUCCCUCGUGGACCCGCCUGCGGCGCACGUCGGUAGCGGCAUUUUGCUCUCCGCCCUGCAAAAACAUAACGACGCGGUGGUGGUGCUGGACGAGUUUGAAAAGAGCACGGCGGAGUCCAUCAACAACCUGUGGCUGUCCGCGUUUCAGAAGAACGGCGUGCUGCGGUCGUUGAAGGAGGCGAGCCGGUCCGUGUCCACGGUGCGCACCACCUUUAUUCUCACUUGCAACAUCGCUGACAAGUCCAUCGCUUCUCGCGAGGACCUCUACCUUAACGCCUCCGCCGCGGACCAGGAGAAGAUUCGGAGCCUUUUCGUCACGCAGUGCAAAGACGUGUGCAGAGAAACGUUGGGCGACCCUUUCGUGAAUCGGGUAGACUACUUCUUCCCUUUCAUGCCCUACACACGAGCGGAGCGCCGCCAGUUUGUGUGCCUGUUGCUAGAGCGCCUGCUCUCCGGUCAGGCGAAGAAAGGGCGACACCUCUACCCUACCCCCAGCUUCGUGGAGGCCAUGGUGGACAAGCUGCACACCUUCCACGCGGCCACGCUGGAGGAGGCGGUGCGGUCGCAGGUGAUGUACAUGGUGCAGGCGGGGUGGACCUCCGCGGUGCUCACGGUGGAGCGUCGCAUCGGGGGCGAGGUAGUCGUCCUUUUGCCAACCACCACCACUUCAACCAAGGCGCCGAACGACCUCUCGUCAACUUCGGUGUCACGACAGGGUGCAGAUGCAGACGCCGAUGCCAGCGGCAGCGGCAGCACUCGCACGCAUUCGCUGAUAGAGGAGGCGUGGGAUGCGCUGCCGGGUGGCGCUGAGGCACUGCAGAAGUGGACUCGUGCGUCUUCACCAGCUGCAGCCGCUGCGCCGUCUCCACCACCGUCACCACCGCCAGUAGCAACGAAAGCUGAGGAGGUCCAAGUGGAGAGGAUAGCGGAGUCGCCUGCAGCAGUGAUUGGCUCUGCUCCUCCGCCUCGCCGUCAAGUUGAACAGUCGUCCGACUCCCUUUUACUCGAAAGAGAGUACGAGCACGAAUACGCAACGGACAAGAAAAAGAUAGUGGAGCUGGAAAAGGAGCUGGAGAGGACGCGCGAACUGGUAAAGCAGCGCGACCUUGAAAUUGUGACGCUCAAAGAAAAGGUGCUGCUGCUUCAGAAGGCGCUUGCGGUCGUUGUCUUGGCGUUGGCGUCGUGUCUCUGCCUUCUCGCUGUGGUAAUUGGGCUGAAGCUCACCCUGCUGUUUGCGCUCUCUAUGCUGGGUGUCGUUGUGCUGGUGCUUGGUGUUCCCCUUACCCUUCUUUUAGAGGCAGCUCGGGCUUUAUUUCGCGUGCUUGGCCCUUUUAAGAGUGGUGUACUGCUGCUGCUCAUGGCGCUUUGGACGGCAAAGGCAUCCAGGUCCAUCAUGUCAUGCUCUUAA
Molecule: messenger RNA, 2981 nt
Organism: Leptomonas pyrrhocoris
Lineage: Eukaryota; Euglenozoa; Kinetoplastea; Trypanosomatida; Trypanosomatidae
Exons: 1
Coding region: 51-2981 (976 amino acids)
Biological process (GO): cellular response to heat
Cellular component (GO): cytoplasm
Molecular function (GO): ATP hydrolysis activity; ATP binding
Source: RefSeq, a predicted model, not a curated record